Messenger RNA from Notolabrus celidotus (New Zealand spotty), 7154 nucleotides. It is a transcript of the gene e2f1, whose product is annotated as E2F transcription factor 1. The transcript has 7 exons. The record is from RefSeq and is a predicted model, not a curated record. Gene Ontology annotation, molecular function: protein dimerization activity; DNA-binding transcription factor activity, RNA polymerase II-specific; RNA polymerase II cis-regulatory region sequence-specific DNA binding. Gene Ontology annotation, biological process: regulation of transcription by RNA polymerase II; G1/S transition of mitotic cell cycle. Lineage: Eukaryota; Metazoa; Chordata; Actinopteri; Labriformes; Labridae. Gene Ontology annotation, cellular component: Rb-E2F complex. The coding region runs from base 1435 to 2796 and encodes 453 amino acids.
UUCGCGCGAAAACUGUCCGAUCCUUGUUUCGAUGUAGAUCAGCUGGGACAAUAACAACAAUAACAGCCGAUAACGGGGUCCGGAAGACGGUUUUGUGGAGGGACCGCACCCACAGUGAUCAACCCAAGGACCCACGGCUACUUUCUGGACACACGUGCUUGUUUAUCUCUGCUUUAUUUUCUCACAUUUCCAGUUUUGUCGGACUGCUUCCUGCGUUCCCCAACAAAACGAGGGGGUUGAAGAACUACGGCUAAUAAGCUAGCAUGCUAAUCUGUCUUAUAUAUUGUUAUUUAAGGGAACAUCUGUGUCCUCGGGUCAUUUGAGUGUCUUUUUAUUUGAGAUACUCUCGCAGAUGUUGCUUAGCUGUGGUGAUGCUUCUUGCCUGGUAGAUAAUUUGUUUCGAUAGCUCACUACUGAGAAGCUGCUGUAAAGUUUUAAUAACCAUCUAACUAAGCUCUCUUUUAUUCAAAAGCUUUCAUUCAGUACUCUAUAAUGAGUAAUCUUUUCUCUGCAGCGGGUUGUUUGUGAACCUGUGUCUGUGUUUGUUGGUGGGGAUCACGUUAGCUCGUUAGCAGGAGAGGUAGCUGUGCUGAGGACAGUGUGGCCAGGCCUCACGGCUCUACUUCACUGUCAGGACAGAUGAAAACAAAAGAUUAGCUUGCUCCUUUGCUAGCUCGCUAAUCUCCUGUUUUCAUACAUGCCACGGACAAUUUGAGAACCCUUGCUUUGGAGAGAUAUCAGCAGCUAAGCCUCAUGUCGCUGAGUUGGCAUCAUUUAGCAAUAUAGUAUCAUUUGCCAAAUUUCCUGUUUGGCAGAACAUCCUGUGCUGCUGUUUCAUGAUCAGAACAGAGCUUACUUUAAGGAUAUAGUACGCUGACUUUUAAGUGACACUGUUUUUAUGAUGUAUUUGGAAUAGCGCGAGACUAAAUUGAUAAAAGAGAGAAGAGGAACUUUGGGAGAAAUGCUCAAUCUGCUAAAACACAGCUGCAGGCAAACUUUAAGGUUUCAUCAUUCGUUGAAUCCUUCAAGCAAACCAAAAGAAAGUAAGUGUUGAUCAGGGCUGGGACUCGUGAUAGGGUACUAUACCUGAUACACUGCUCAUGAUAAUAUCAACAUUCAGUCAUUUUACAACACUUAAGAAGAAACUGCAGGACAAUCAUAUAAUGAUUAUCAGAAGAAUACAGAAUGCUCCUUGAAGUCAAGACUUUAUGUCACCAGCACAUCUGGGAGGAGUCCUGACCCCCUGACUGAAAUCAAAAGGUGUUUUAUUAGAGUGCUGUAGCACUUUUUAGAUUAGACUCUCCAUACUUAUCCCCAGCUAUAUGAUUUUAUCGCACAAGUCAGGACGACAACAUAUUGCUGUAGCAGUAUUUUGUCACACCCUAGUGUUGAUUGUUCAAAUCCAGUUUGUGGGGUACUUAGUGACACACUGCCAUGUCAGAGACUCUGAUAACGGGGCAGACAUCGGAGGAUCUGUUGGCUGAUUUUGAGACCCUGCUGAACUCUGGGAGUAUUGACCUGGGCCAAGAACACCAGAUCGUGAUCAUCACCAGCCCCAGCAAUGAGGGACUGCAUCCAGCUGCUGCCCCCAGCAGCACAGGGGAAAUCCUUCUCUUUGCCACGCCGCAGGGCCCAGCUGAUGUGGGGAUCCUCGACAAGAGAAGACCAGCACUAGGAAGACCUCCGGUGAAGAGAAAGUUGGACCUGGACAGUGACCAUCAGUAUGUCAGCACCACUCGACCCUCUAUAGGCCAAGCACCACCCUCCACACCUGCCCCUCCCAGAGUUCCUCGUGUCACAACAGAGAAGUCUCGGUAUGACACCUCCCUAAACCUCACUACCAAACGCUUCCUGAACCUGCUGUCCCAGUCUGCGGACGGCGUGGUUGAUCUGAACUGGGCCUCGCAGGUCCUAGAUGUCCAGAAGAGACGCAUCUACGACAUCACCAACGUCCUGGAGGGAAUCCAGCUCAUCUCCAAGAAGUCCAAGAACAACAUCCAGUGGCUUGGUAAUCGGGUCGAUGCAGCGCUGGUCGCCCGGCACAAGGAGUUGCAGAGGGAGGUGUGUGACCUCACGGAUGCCGAGGAGCAGCUGGAUGAGCUCAUUAAUAAAUGCAACUUACAGCUGCGGCUGCUGACAGAGGAGCCACAAAACAAGAAGCUGGGUUAUGUGCGCUGCCAGGACUUAAGGAAGUCGUUUGACUCCCCAGAUCAGCUGGUCAUGGUGAUCAGAGCUCCACCAGAGACUCAGAUGCAGGUUUCAGAGCCCUGCAAGGGUUAUCAGGUGUCGCUGAAGAGCACGCGGGGUCCAAUCGACGUCUUCCUCUGUCCAGAGGACAGCUCUGGCGUCUGCAGCCCCGUGACUGGAAGCAGUCCAUCAAAACCCAAUUCUGACCCUCCCCUAGUCCUGCCUCUUGCACAGCCCACAGACCAAUCACAAUCCAGAACAUCCACAAACACACUGGACGUGGGUUUAUCAUCACCAGCAUCCACGUCGUCCACGGUGACAGCAGCGUCUCAGCAGGACCCGUCAUCCCUUGUGUUAGGCACAGACACAGACUCUCUCCUCGGAGGCGACCCGUUCACCCUCGGAGACAUGCCCGAUUUCGACUUCUCACCCCUCUCCUCCUCGGACUUCCUGACGGGAGACGGCUUCCACCUCCCAUUGGACGGUUUUAUCAACUUGUCCCCCCCUCCCAGCCACGACUACCACUUUGGACUCGAGGACAAUGAAGGCAUCAGUGAACUGUUUGACUGUGACUUCGGGGACCUCUCACAGGUUUUGCAGGAUAGUUAGAUGAAAAAGAAGAGAAUGAGGAGGAGGUGGAGCUUCUCGUUUCAGGACUCUUUCUGUUUGUCGGGGUUUAUAAAAGAGGGCAGGAAGUUCAGGAGGUAUCUUCGUCAAAAACCCAGACUUCAUGUUUUAAUUGUGGGUUGUGGGAGACUGAUAGUUAUUAUCUUAACGAACCCAAAAUUACCGCCUAAACGACAAAAUCUCAAAGUCCCCAAAUUGUACAGCACAUCAUUAGCACUUCUUUUGGCCAUUGAAACGUUUUAGACCAAGAAUUUAGCUUUAGUAUAGCUAUUUAAAUUAUUUAUAUGAAUGUUUUUGGUAUUUUCUACCAAGUGAGGUUGUUGUUGUUAUUAUUGAUGAGGUUUUAUCCGUGUGGAUAGCGCAGGUGUGUGCAUUCAGGUAUGUAUCUUUGAGCAUGUGUGUGUGUGUGUGCGUGUGUGUGCGUGUGAUAUAUGGACUCAUAGGGCUGGUUUUCCUAAACACUGAUCAGCUUACAUCUACUCCUCAUGCUGCUGGCUCAUAGAGCAGCAGGGUUGUGUUCUGGGAAGUUUUUUUUUCCAGAGAGGAAAAGUUUGCAUCCCACAGACGCUGCUUCUAUGAAACUAGCAAUGAGAGAAGUGCAGGUUCAAAGUCGGGCUGUCCAAAAGCAUCUCUGACUGUGCGUAAGGUGUGGCGCUGUCAUCCUGUCAGUGAGUGGACUGUCUUAUCAGGCCUCAAGUUUAACAUUUCCGCAACCACCAUCUUGCUUUUGGUACUGAAAGCUGGAGAGGGGAGCUGGAGACAGAGGGAUGUGUUGGCAAACUCCUAGGUUUUCAGCUAAUGCUUGCAAUGGCUUUAUUAGCAAGCUGCAUCAAAAUCUAACAGAUCCCUGAUAUUAACAAGGAAGCUAGGUUUAGCCAAUGUUAAACAGAAUUGAAACAGAAUGUAGAGCAAAUGUUUCCUCCUUGGAGUAUCUUUCAGUUUGGCUAAAUGCUCAUCAAGACCACUCCUUCAGUGUCCCAUGUCAGCAGCUUGUUAAUCACAGGUUACAUUUAACACUAAAACUGUCGCGACACAAACCGAACUCAUGUUUUAUAAGCUGACAAAUCUCAACGCUUUGCUUGUUUGCUUCUGUAGUUAGAAAGUUUAUGGCUGCUGACUUUGGCAUUAAAGAUUGGUACAUCAAAAACAGCGUGUAAGUUCACUGGACUUACAUUUACUUCAUGUUUUUAACAAAUCAGAGUUUAACCAUUUUAUAGUUUAUGCAUGGCUGCUGUUUUAAAAACCCAACAUUUUUUGGGGGUACUUGUAACUCAUACACUGGCCUUUUCUACCCUUGAUGGGACCUUUACAUAAUGAGCACUGCUGUUCUAAAAGCCACUAUGAGGAUUUUGUAACUGAUUGUGAAGUAGUGUAAAAUUAAUCAUGAUGCUUCUUUAUAAUCUGCAAAAGCAAACUUAACCAUCAGCAUGAGGCUGUAAAUGUCUGUAGGGUUUUUAAUCCCUGUAACAGCUGUGAGGAGACUAGAUAAUUGACAGCCUGCAGGAGAAAUUCCCAGUGAGUGAUUCAUUAGACUCCUAAAGGUUUGUGAGAUGAGAAGGCAAGAAGAAAAUUCUUGCCAUCUCAUGCUCAGGAUGAAAUUAGCAUUUCAAUCUGAUGUAGGUCUUUGUCCACAGGGUGCGCCAAAUGAGACAAAACAAAUGUUUGUCACUGCAGCUUUUAGUAGACUGAAAAUCAGCUAUAAACUAAAAACUAAUAGUGGAAAUUUUGGUUGAAGUAGGGAUUUAAUUUUUUCAAAGAUCUUACAAAAAGACGCUGCAACAUUUUACUGAGUUUUUCAUUCUAGAUGAUGCAGGUUAAAGAACAUUGCUUCAUAUACACAGUCUAUUUAAGGAAAUUAGAAAUGCAUUUUGCGACUGCCCUCCAAGCUGACCAACAGAUGAGCUUCACCCGGUGUGAGUGUGUGGAAAAUGAAAACACAAAAGAACAGAGAUGCUUUUGGGGAGUGUGGUGCUUGUCUGUCUUCAAAUGAAAGGUAACACAAUGGGCUAUAAUGACCUUUUGAAUACUCUGUAGCUGUUCUGUCUGGCAUCUCUGGAUGUUUCUGAAGCCAUGAUCGUAACCAGAAAGGACAAAGCAAAGUGUUCACAGCAAGACUAAUAAUGUGGAUUUGAAAGUUCCAGACAUGUUCGUCUGUGUGUUGGAAACCAGGUGAUGAUAGUCUGCAAUCGUAAGUCCGAACUGAUACUGAGUGUGUUCUUUAUUAGUUAGCUAGGCUCUUAGCCUUAGUCUCAGGUGUUUGGAGCAGAGCAAAGUCUUAAUUUUUGAUGCAAACGUGUGUGUAAGUGUUAGAGACGCAUCUCAUGGGUCGCGUGUAGGUUGAUAAUAUUUUUAACAUGUUUAGAAAUUGUGUCGUGUGUUAAUAUUUGCCUUUCACUUUUUCCAGCCAAGGGUUUGAGGGAGAAUAGUUCACCAGAUGCCUGUAAUCUACCACCCCUUAAACUCUCCAGCUGUUAUGGUCAUGUGGAGAAGCUCCCAGCAGGUCCUGACUCUAAGCUAAAGUUCACCUGAUCUUCUGAUUUGAAGCUCAGACGCGUCUCCUCCUAUACUAAUCGAAUCAGUGCAGAGCAGAGUGAACUUUAGGCUCUUGAUGGGAUUUCACAACAGGGACUUUGAGUCAUGUUAUAUGCACUUCAGAUCAGUUCAGAAAGUUAAUGUUCAUGCCUUAAAUCAAUGACCUUUACUAUGUGCAAAGGAGGUACCUGGGGUAUCUUAUCUCGGCCCCAUGUGGAUCAAUUCUUUGAUUUUCUAAAACCAGCUCCGUCUUCACACGCUACGUCUUGACUCAUUGAUCUUCAUUCUAAAAAAGCAGCAAACACACAUUCACAUCAUGUACUCGGUGUAUGAAAGGAAAAACUGUCCUGUAAUUUCUUGUAUAUAUUGUUGUUUCUAGACAAGUCUGCGUGUUUUUUUUUUCUUAUUUUAAGUUAAGUAAGCUAACAUGUUUCUGCAUUCCUGAAGUUUUUGAUGUGUGCAUGGGUGCAUGUGUGUGGAGAAUAGUGUGUUUUGUUGAAUUCUAUAUUUAUUUAAAAGGGUCUUAAUGGAAAAACGGUACAAGUUUUUUCAUUGAUUUUCUGGCAGGAAGCGACUGAUCGUUCAUAGAUGUCAUUGAAUUGUGAAAACAAGCGUUUUGUUUGUAACUUAGCUUCUCAUUAGCAGCACCUUUAAGUUUCAUCACAUUAUAGAUAAAGUGUUCCUCUGUCUCACUUUCUGUGCAUGUGUAACCUUUGCAUUGGCCAAUGGUGCAGGAAGAAUUAGGAAACAAAUUCAGAAACAGUUGAACUGUUAUUCAACUCGGCUCUCAAUGCCGUGUUUCAUUGCAGACUUACUUAAACAUGAGUUUUUGUGACUACUACUUGAUGUUGCAGGCAACAUAGCUAAUGUAAGGUUGCACAUGUAUCAUAGUUUAAAUCCUGGGUGCCUCAAACUGUCAUGUAAAUGUGUAAAACAUAACUGCGUUCACCUUUCAAAUUCUCAGAUGCUCUCUUUUUUUCCAGUUCUGUGCAAACCUCCAAAACCAGCCUGACGUCGCAUCAGCGUCUGACACGUUUCAAACUGACAGCAGCUGAAAUGUUUGGCUUCCAUAUCACCCAUAUAACCCCUGUAAUGUUUUUUCCCUCUGUGUUUAUCUUGUGCUUUAGUCUGAUCAGCAUGGUUUGCAGAGUGUGAGCAGUUUAAGCUGUUGACCUUUGUGAACUGUGUUGUGUUUUGGUUACCUGCAGGACAAAGUCAGUGCCUUGCUGAGGUGAAAUAUGGAUUUUUCAUGAAUAAUCAAAUCAGGAUUUUGUUUGGUGUCAGGUCGUGGUGAAGAAUGCAAUGUUUUCAGGUUUUGUGUGGUUUUUAUGUAAAGAAAAAAAAAAAAAAAAAAAAAGGCUUAUGGUAACAUUUGAGCCAGGGUUGGAAUCAAAUCACCUUCAGUUAAACCCCUAAAAUAACUUUAUGAAAUGUCUGGUUUAGGGCUUUUUGAGCCGUACAACUAUAUCCAAUCUCUUAAAGUUGUUUAAUUUGAUAAAAAAAGUUUCUUAUAGUGUAUUGAAUUCUGUUGGGAGGAAAAAAGUGCAAUCUGGUUUCCUGGUUUAAACUAUCAAAGGGUGAAUUGACUCCAGCUCUGAGAGUCACUUUUCAAAGUGCUUUGAAGAAACGUAUCCAGCAACUUAACAAUCACUCACAGUUAUCCUGUUUUGUUUUACAAAACUUUAUUUUUGUUGAUACAUACUGGAAAAAAAAACAGGUUUGUACUUCCGAAUUAUUAAUGGGCCAAAAUAUGCCCUUUUGUAUCAAAUGUUCUUUGACAAAAAUAAAAAAAUACUAUUUUGAUUUGA